Messenger RNA from Oncorhynchus kisutch (coho salmon), 3487 nucleotides. RefSeq names its product DDB1- and CUL4-associated factor 6. The transcript has 21 exons. NCBI's taxonomy places the organism in Eukaryota, Metazoa, Chordata, Actinopteri, Salmoniformes, Salmonidae. The record is from RefSeq and is a predicted model, not a curated record. Gene Ontology annotation, biological process: positive regulation of transcription by RNA polymerase II. Bases 354 to 3353 code for a protein of 999 amino acids. Gene Ontology annotation, cellular component: cytoplasm; Cul4-RING E3 ubiquitin ligase complex. Gene Ontology annotation, molecular function: protein binding.
UUGCGGGCUGCGUCAUACUGCUGCAAUGUUGACGGUCUCGAUUAAUAUUAUCGAGCAUAGAAAUAGAACGCAUAGAACGCCCCGCACACCAUCGUUGUUUCAACCAGGGAGUUCGACACAACAAGAGAGAGAAGUAGAGCCACCCAAAUAACAUCAGAGGAAUAAAGCGACCGAAGAGAGGCUGCGAUAAACAUAGCUGUAUAUAGCUUAGCACGCAUGCUAACGUUGGCUUCUAGUUAGCUAGCUACGUCGCAACGGCCACGCAGAGAACAACAUCAGAAGGUGAUAGUUAGAAGACAGUGUUUACAACUGUAUUUCAAUGGUAUUUUUACAUAAAAGCAGGUUCGAGCAUUAUGUCCUGCUCUGGUAACCUGGUUUGGGAUGUUAACAAGCGUUCCAUUGGAUAUAAUGACCCGAAUGCUGUCAGGAUCAACUACUUAGGGAGAAGAGAAUUUGUCCAGCGGCUGAAACUCGAAGCGACACUCAAUGUUCACGAUGGCUGUGUCAAUACUAUAUCCUGGAACGAUACCGGGGAGUACAUCUUGUCAGGGUCGGACGAUACCAACCUGGUCAUCACAAACCCAUACAACAGAAAGGUCAAGGCAACCAUACGGUCGGGUCACCGGGCGAACAUCUUCAGUGCUAAGUUCAUGCCUCAGACCAGUGACCAGCAGAUCAUCUCGUGCUCUGGGGAUGGUAUCAUCUACUACACCCACACAGAGAAGAGCCCCGACAUCAACCGGCAGUGCCAGUUCACCUGCCACUACGGAACAGCCUACGAGAUUAUGACGGUACCCAACGACCCCUAUACGUUCCUGUCGUGUGGGGAGGACGGCACCGUGCGCUGGUUUGACCUGCGCACAAAGACCAGCUGUACUAAAGAGGACUGCAAAGAUGACAUCCUGAUCAACUGUCGGCGGGCGGCGACGUCCAUCUCCAUCAGUCCGCUGGUGCCCUAUUACCUGGCGGUGGGCUGCUCUGACAGCUCCGUACGCAUCUAUGACAGACGCAUGCUGGGCACCAGGGCUACGGGGAACUACAUGGGCCGUGGAACGACGGGCAUGUGUGUGCGCUUCGUUCCGGCCCACCUGUCCAACAAGUCGUGUCGUGUGACUUCACUCUGCUACAGCGGGGACGGACAGGAGGUGUUGGUCAGCUACUCUUCAGACUACGUCUACCUGUUUGACCCCAAUAAUGACCAGGCCCGAGAGCUGAAGGGUCCGUCCGAGGAGAGGAGGGAGGAGCUGCGGCAACCCCCAGUGAAGCGUCUUCGUUUACGAGGUGACUGGUCUGACACCGGUCCACGAGCUCGUCCUGAGAGCGAGAGAGAGCGGGACGGAGAGCAGAGUCCCAACGUGUCGCUGAUGCAGAGAAUGUCGGACAUGUUGUCCCGCUGGUUUGAGGAGGCCAGCGAGGCCCAGGGCAGCCGGGGGACCACACGCCCUCAGACACGCCCUACAGGCACUCUUCCUCGCAUAGAGGGGGCCCCCACCAUCCCAACACUCCCUACCAUACCCCCUCCACAAGCUGCCAGAGCCCUAGAGGGCUCUGUGGAAAUGGAGGCCUCCGCCGUCAACCCUGUACCUGUACCCAUCUCCAAGUCCACCUCCUCCUCGUCAACGGUUACAGCACAUCCUCCAUCAACCUCUUCAUCCAUGGAAAGCUCGGUGCUUCCCUCAUGCGCCCUCACCUCCUCCCCAGAUUCAGAGCAGAGGAGUCAGGCAGACACGGCUGUGACCUCCACGCCAACACCCACACCCACCGCAGAGGCCACACUGUCUGAGUACGGCCCUCAUCGGCUGCCAGUAAGUUUAGUGUGUAGGCGCUUGCAGCGGCUGCUCCUGUUGGCCGACCCCCCAGGACAGAGUCAACCCUCUUCCUCCACCGCAGGCACUGAGAGCCAAUCACAGGGGGCUGUUGCUGCUGCCACCAAGAUGGCCCCCCCUACAGAUUCUCCCUCGUCUGUGGUUAACAAACAGCUGGGAUCCAUGACUCUGGAUGAGCAGCAGGGAGCAUCAGAAGCUGUGAGUGCUGGAGCGAGUUUGAUUAAAGUGAAAACUCUGUCUGCGUCUGCCAGUGUAACUGGCACCUCGUCUGGGUCCGGGGCACCCAGCAGCAGUACUGGACCUGGAGGUAGCCGAGCCAGCACGGCAGAACCCGUCCUGAGUCUACACUACAGCACUGAGGGAACCACCACCAGCACCAUCAAACUGGACUUCACCGACGAGUGGAGCCGCAGAGCUCCUAGUUCCAGGGGAGGCGGAGCCUCCAGUUCCAGGGGCAGCGGAGUCUCCAGUGGAGAGUCCAAACCGUCAGAGGCAGCAGGGGCCGCCCAGACCAGGGAAGGGCCCUUGGCAGAGAGCUCUACCUCAGAGCAGGUGGCUGUGUCGGAGCCCUCCGGCCAGAGCAGGUCUGCUGCUUCCCACACAGACCCACUGUGUGAGGCUGGGGGUGCCUCCUUCUCCAGCACCCAGGGCUCCACGCAGGCCCAGGCCACAGCACAAGCCUCCUCUGUGGGGGAUUGUGUGACUACCACACCCCUGGAGAGGAACCAGGGUGUGGGUGCGGAGGACACCACUGGGGGGUGCAGGAGAGAGGAGCCUGUGGGGGAGGAGGGGCAUGGGGGUCCAGGGGGACAGGGGGUUCCAACGGGACCGGGAGGACAGGGUCAACCCUCCCGUAGCCACCAGGACUCAGACGACAGUGAUGACGAUCCAAUUCUUAUCCCCUCUGCGAGGUACAGAGGAGGACAGGGACAGAGAUCUAAUUUCAGAGGAUCAGCGGUAGGAGAUAGGAUGAUCAGACGCUCAGCUGCAGCCCGUAUCCAGGAACUGUUUCGUCGGAGGAAGGAGAGGAGAGAGAUGGAGGAGAGUGAGACCCAAAAUAUCAGGAGACCCUCAGUCAAAAUGGUCUACAAGGGCCACCGCAACUCCAGGACUAUGAUCAAGGAGUCGUGUUUCUGGGGGAACAACUUUGUGAUGAGUGGUUCAGACUGUGGCCACAUCUUCAUCUGGAACAGACACACGGGGGAGCACCUGAUGCUGCUGGAGGCCGACAAUCACGUAGUCAACUGUCUCCAGCCGCACCCCUACGACCCCAUUCUUGCCUCGUCAGGGAUCGACUACGACAUUAAGAUCUGGUCACCUCUGGAGGCGUCACCGUCCUUUAACAGAGUCCUAGCUGAUGAGGUGAUCACGCGUAAUGAGUUGAUGCUUGAGGAGACCAGGAACACCAUCACAGUCCCCGCCUCCUUCAUGCUGCGAAUGCUGGCCUCCCUUAAUCACAUAAGAACGGAUCGCUUGGAGGGUGACCGCUCAGAAGGUUCUGGACAGGAGAACGAGGAUGACCAGUAGCUGCCCGAACACCAUUUUAUUGGAAAAAGAAAACACAAUUUUUCUUUUGCUCUAAAAAGCACUUGAAGAUCUUGAGAUUUGUACAAGUAGAAUAUUUCUUUAUCUGAGCAUUAGUUACAUUUUUAGCUCUUCUU